Messenger RNA from Populus trichocarpa (black cottonwood), 461 nucleotides. RefSeq names its product protein OVEREXPRESSOR OF CATIONIC PEROXIDASE 3-like. The record is from RefSeq and is a predicted model, not a curated record. The transcript has 3 exons. Bases 1 to 267 code for a protein of 88 amino acids. Lineage: Eukaryota; Viridiplantae; Streptophyta; Magnoliopsida; Malpighiales; Salicaceae.
AUGGCUCUUAAUAAUCGGCAACCUCGGAGACUCGCACGAGCUUUGAAAACUGGGCACUGCAAAAACAGUGUUAAAAGUCUAGCUGCGGAGCUUUGUCUUGAUAGGGCUGCUGUUCUUGACUUGCUUCGUGACACUCCUCUAAAUCUUGUUAUGAUGAGUGCCGCCUUGCCUGAUGAACCUGCACCUACACUGGUGAUGCUGGAAACUUUACCAAUUGAAAUUGUUCCUGAAGAAACUGGAAACGUGAAUGUCACUGGGCUGAGGUGAAAGUGCCAAUUCAUGUUAUGCAGGGCAGCUGGUUUGCUCGAAAGAGACUGAAGAAAGUCCAUGCUGACACUCCCGAAAGAGUCUAUAGAAGAACUAGGAGACCCACUGUAAGUCUAGUUUUCUCUACCUUCUCUCUUGUGAAAAAAGUUGUCCGAGCGGAUAUUGCAUUUUUUGUGCUAUGAAAAAUGUGGAAU